This is a messenger RNA of Quercus robur (English oak), 619 nucleotides long. Its product is annotated as cytochrome b-c1 complex subunit 9, mitochondrial. The transcript has 3 exons. Lineage: Eukaryota; Viridiplantae; Streptophyta; Magnoliopsida; Fagales; Fagaceae. The record is from RefSeq and is a predicted model, not a curated record. Bases 170 to 394 code for a protein of 74 amino acids. Gene Ontology annotation, biological process: mitochondrial electron transport, ubiquinol to cytochrome c.
AGAAACGCUGACUGUGACAAUUACAAAAUCAACCUCCCAAAUUCCCAAUUCUCCAUUUCAUUCAUCGAAUCAAGGCCGAGCGAGCUAGAGCUCUCACUGAACCCUAGCGAACAAGAUCAAAGAUUCAGAAGCGAGAGCAAAAGAGAGACCCAGCAAAGCCAAAAUCGCCAUGGAUUCAGCUGCUAGAAGAAGCACCGCCGGAGGAGGCAUCUUCGAAGGGCUUUACAAGGUGCUCAUGCGCCGCAACUCCAUUUACGUCACCUUCGUCGUCGUCGGCGCUUACUUCGGAGAAAGGGCUGUGGAUUAUGGAGUUCAUAAACUCUGGGAAAUGAACAAUGUUGGGAAACGUUACGAAGACAUUCCAGUUUUGGGUCAAAGGCCUGCAGAAGAAUGAUUUUUUAAAUACCUCUACUUGGCGUUUUUCAAGUCCCAUACCUUUGGCAAUUUGAAGCAUUUAUGUGCUUAGGUAGCAUUUGCAUGUUUGCAAUAAGUGUAAUAUGCCUGUGUGCAUUAGACAUCUUUUCCAAGCAUAGUUUUGGGCUUUUUUGGAAAUAUUGAAUUGGUAUAAAUUCUGGAUGGCUACAAUGAUUUCUAUGAGAACAUUGUAUUUUUCCGUUUA